ACGACUGCGGGGUUUUCACAACCGAUUGCACGGAAAACGGCAGCCAUUACAGAAUUGGCUGAAGACAGGAAGCAAUUGUUGUUCAUUGAAAGCGAAAAUUUCUUUGUUGUCGUGUUUAAAUUUGUUUACGGCUUCUAUAAUCAGCAUUCUCCUUAUGAGAUACGCCGUAUUUGCAUAGUAAGUUCGGUGAGUCAAAUAUUCUGGUGUGCUUCUCAAAAUAUUUCGAUCAACAUUUCCAAGUUGUGAAAAUGGCGAAUGGGUAAUGCACAAUGAUCUUAGGCAACUGAGUGUGUGUUAGGUGUCAAGAUCAGGUAUCAGCAUCAUCAGUGGACUUUAGUACAAUGACAUGGUGCAGUUGACUCCUUUUCCACUUCUUCAUUUUAUUAUUCUUCGCUGAUGGACUGUUUGCUGCUUGGUCGUCUUUAUUCUCAUCAACUUCUUAUCUUUCAUCGUACAUUUUAACUGAGGGUGAAGAAGGAAGAGAUUUCUCAAGUAUCUAAAGUGAAGAUCAAUCCUCGAAAAACAAUCGAAAAUGAGCGUCAUAAUCAGACUACAGAAUUUGGCGUGGUCCGCCAACGCUUUGGACAUUCGCCAAUUUUUCAGAGGCUUGAGCAUACCGGAAGGAGGCGUGCACAUUGUUGGCGGCGAGUUGGGAGACGCUUUUAUAGCUUUCAGCACGGACGAGGAUGCCCGUCAGGCGAUGAUGCACGACGGCGGCAAGAUCAAAGAGAUGAAGAUAAAGUUGUUGCUGAGCUCGCGCACCGAGAUGCAGAAGGUGAUCGAGGCGGCCCGCCAGCAGACCCUCAGCCUUCAAUCGUUCAUGCAAACGGCGCCUGUCGCUGUCGCGCCGGUCGUCCAGAAGCCUGGGUCGCCCGGCGACCGAAGAGAAAAAGAAAAGGACAACGACAGCGAGUCGAGCAAGGAUCGCAAGGACAGGCGGGACAGGUCUCGGUCGAGGGACAGGUCCCGCUCGCGGGACCGCGACAGGGACAGGGAUCGGCGGGACAGGGACAGGGGGCGGGAUCGCAGGCGCCGCGAUAGGAGCAGGUCGCGGGACAGGGAGAGGGACAGGAGGGACAGGCGUCGCCGCCGCGACCGAUCCAGAUCCCGAGAUCGCACCCGUUCGAGGGAUCGGGACACGAAGCGCAACUCGACGGGCGAGCGUCGAAAGGACGCGAACGAGGACGACAACAACGACGUGGUGUGCGUGGGCCAGUUUCACAAGGACAAGCCCGUGGCGGGUGGGAAGAAGCCGUUGGAGAACGGGAUCUGGGAGGUGCCGCCUCAGACGCAGAUGCAGGCAGCCAUGCUGGCGCCGGGAAUAUUGGGCGCGGGCGUUGCGGCUCUGUCGCAGGACGGCGAGCCGCGGUCCAUGGUCAUGGGACAUCCUUCGUUGCUCCAGCAAGGCCAGUUCCCCAUAAACGGGAUAAACGGGGUUGGAAGUUUGAUGCAGUCGCACAUGCAGACCCUGGGCCACACGGUGGGUAUGGGCCCGUUGUCCCAGAACGUGGGCGGCUCGAAUUUGCCCAAUUUGAGCGGAGGAGGGGUGGGCUCGUUGAAUCGGGGCAAGGAGCCGUGGAACCAGAGCGAGCAGAGCAGGCUGGAUCAAGUGAGAUUCCCGGCCAGGUCGGCCCAGUUCGGGGCGGAUAUGUACGGGUCGAACGGUUCCGUGAAUUACAGGCCCGGGAUCAGACCGAACAAUCCGUUCCUGAGCAAGGUGCAGGAGUUGGAGGGUCGGCGCAAUCCGCACGCCUUCCAGACCAACAGUUCCCAGUUCAAUUUCGACAAUGAGAGGAGUCGUGGCUCGACCAACCGAUUCUCGAACGAGAAUAAGGGCAACAGCGGUGGGGGGCACUGCGUCGAGGUACGUAACAUGCCUUUAAGCGCCACUUACAACGACGUCCGUCACGCGUUUCAAGGUAUUUACAUAAGGAAGGACGGGCUCAAGUUGAUCAACGAUAACCACGGGAAUCGAGUCGGUAUCGCUUACGUCAAGUUCAGCAAGGCGGAGGGCAAGGAGCUGGCGUUGGGCACGACCAGAUUCGUGAGAGGAUCGGAGGUGGAGGUUUUGCAUCUCGACGAAAGUAUCUUCGACAAAGCCGUGGACUCGUACUCCCCUGAGAAGGAGAGGGACAGGGGCGAGGAUGGGAUGGACGACGUCAGAUCCUCUGCCUGCAUCUUGCUCACCGACCUCCCCACCUUCACCAAAGAGAUGGACAUAGCCAAAUUGUUCCACGACUGGAAGAUCAACGACCUGUUCAUCACCAGCACCAAGGAGUCCGGUAGCGUCCAGUGCAUGGCGUACGUGCAAUUCGCGAGAAUAGAGGACGCGAAAGCGUCGGUGAACACGUCCCUGAAGAUCGGCAAUAAACCGGUCACAGCGACCGCUAUCACGGAGGAGAAAUUCGCCCAGGCGAAACGCGACCACGAGCAGAACAGUAUGAAUCAAACGGCCAGCUCGGAUUGCGUUAUAAUGAGAGGUCUCCCGUUCCAGACCAUCGACCGUGACAUCCUGGACUUCUUCUCCGACAUCGGGAUCGUGCCCCAUCGGAUACACAUGCUGCACCAGAACGGGAAACCCGCGGGCGAGUGUUUCUGCGAAUUCGACACGGCGGACGAGGCUCUCAGAGCUACCGCCAAAAACGGUUUACCCUUUGGGAAGAACGUCCCCACCAUAGAGCUGGUCCCACGGGCCAAAAUGUUGGAAACGUUGGGGAUGGUCGAUCCCCAGAUCAUGGAGACCCAACAGCAACACUUCCCGCCUCUUCAGGAGCAAAGGCCACGAUUCUCCGGACCCAUGAAUCAUUUGCCACGCUUUGGUAACUCUGGUUUCGGACCUAGAUGUCCCCCUGGAUUAAUGGGCAUACCCAGACACAUGUUGGGCAGACAUCCAGGUUCCAUGGAUUACGUGGUAGAAGGUUUUGGUAAGCCUGGUUGCGUGCUGUCCUUGGAAAACGUCCCUUUCAAAGCCGACAUUAACGAGAUCAUCGAGUUCUUCGGCGACUUCGACGUUAAAAGGGAGAACGUGAUACGUCGGUACAACGAAAGAGGAAUGCCCACAGGCGAUGCCAGGGUGGCCUUCGCGUCCCCCAGCGAGGCGCAGAGGGCAUUGAGGGAGUUGAAGCACUGCAAGAUGAGGGACCGCACGAUAUACAUGAAACUUGCGUGAAUACUUCCGUCUUGAGCGUCGCCAAUGUCAAUUGCACAAUUUCUAAAGGAGUUUUUUUUUUUUUUUUUGAGUAAAAGAAACUCGGAGAAGAACGAAGUCUUGGUCUUUGAAAGAAUGAAAAAGAAAAAGAUGAUAGAUGUAAAGGAUGAAUCAAAGAACGAAUCGAUGAUAUAUUUGUCGAUUGUUUGAUACAUAUGGGAACAAUAUAAAUAUACGAUGAAUGAAUUAAAGCAAAAUGAGAGGAAAAGUUGCGUACAGCAUUAUAGGGAAAGAGAUGUUUUCAUUUUAUAAAUGGUGUAUUAUAAUCUUUUUAAAGAUAGUUUAAUUUUUUUUGUUAACUUUUUCAUUCAUCUGCGAUCUUCUUCUAUCCUAAUAUUCUUAUAUUUUUGUACAUAGAAGACUGAUAGUGUCUCCUGAUAUGUAUUGUUCUUCGAGAUCAUUAUAUAUUGAUUUAUAGUUACGUUAAGUAAGGUUUAAGUAAUUUACGAAUAAUAAUAGCGACAAAUAAUUCGAAGCGAAAGUUUGAAAUUUUUCAAAUAUUUCAAUAACGAUUAAUGACAAGUAAAGACAAAUUUCUUUUCUCUUGAGAUAAGAUGAAGAUAUUAUAUAAUUCUUUUUCUCGUUAUUACAAUUUAAUUUGUAAUUUCUAUCGAACGUCUAGUUUUUCUUUUUUUUCAUUUUGUAUUGUAAAGUUUGGGUCAAAAAUCAUCUUAUAUAUUAUCAUUAAGGAAAUUACAACUUUUUAUUGUUGUAAUUCUCAUAUCCGCUUUAGAGUUAAGCUUUGUAAAUAUGUAAGCCAUCGUUCACUUUAAAAAUCAUCAUCACGUUAUGUUCUAAAUAUUUUUCUUUGGCACGUAACGUUAACGCCUAGUAUACAUGCUUUCGUUUAUAUGAUUAUUAUAGAUUAUUCUAAACAAAACGCAAUAAAAAGUACAAUAAAAGACUUAUUCGACGAAAGAUACUAUUGAGCAAUUCUUAUCUUUUAAAUUGAUUACAAAUAAAUAAUAAUAAUAAUAAUAAUAAUAAUAAUUCAUGCUCACAGUUGUCGUAAUUUUCGAAAGGGGAAAGGCUUUCCAUACAUGUAUAGAAAAAAAAUACACGAUGUUCAUUGUUGUUGCGAAUUUCAAUGAUACGUAAGUGUAAUGAUACGUAAAUGCAAAAAAAAAAAAAAAAAAAAAAA
Messenger RNA from Apis mellifera (honey bee), 4349 nucleotides. RefSeq lists its product as uncharacterized. Lineage: Eukaryota; Metazoa; Arthropoda; Insecta; Hymenoptera; Apidae. Gene Ontology annotation, cellular component: nucleoplasm; ribonucleoprotein complex. The transcript is spliced from 4 exons. The record is from RefSeq and is a predicted model, not a curated record. Gene Ontology annotation, biological process: regulation of RNA splicing. Gene Ontology annotation, molecular function: RNA binding. The coding region runs from base 533 to 3169 and encodes 878 amino acids.